This is a messenger RNA of Solanum lycopersicum (tomato), 1062 nucleotides long. Its product is annotated as stress-related protein. The record is from RefSeq and is a predicted model, not a curated record. NCBI's taxonomy places the organism in Eukaryota, Viridiplantae, Streptophyta, Magnoliopsida, Solanales, Solanaceae.
AGUCGGUUUCUCAUUGGCCACGCGGUUAAGUUACCUUGCCCGUCCACUCUCCUUGACCUGCGUGCCCCUGUACUAUAUAAUCUCCUCCACUGAACGCUAACCAAACACAAAACCCCAAACGUCAUAACUUUUAUUCAAUUUCCGAUUCUUCGUUCAUAUCGAAAUCUCUCUGAUCUUUUGACCAUGGCCGAAACAAACCCUAAGCCUCAACAACCCGCCGAGAUGGCUCAGAUUGAUGGAGAGAAAUUGAAGUAUUUGGAAUUCUUGCAAGUGGCGAUGAUUCAUGCGGCGCUAUGUGUGGUGAAGGUGUAUGGCUACGCUAAAGAGAAUUCUGGUCCAUUGAAGCCUGGUGUUCAGACUGUUGAAGGCACCGUUAAGACCGUGGUUGGCCCUGUUUAUGAUAAAUAUCAUGAUGUUCCCGUCGAAGUCCUCAAGUUUGUUGACCGCAAGGUUGAUCAGUCUGUUCGUACGAUUGAAACUCGUGUCCCCCCUAUGGUCAAGCAAGCUCCUGCAGCUGCUCGCUCUGUUGCAGCUGAUGUCAAAAGUGCUGGUGUGAUGGGAGCUGCAUCAGGACUUGCUAAAACAGUCUAUGCCAAGUAUGAGCCCACCGCUAAGGGACUUUACACCAAAUACGAGCCAAUGGCCGAGCAGUAUGCUGCAUCAGCUUGGCUCUCUCUCAACAAAUUUCCCAUUGUUCCUAAAGUUACUCAAGCGGUUGUUCCAACAGCUGCUUACUAUUCCGAGAAAUACAAUGUGAUGGUUCAGCAAACAGCAGAGAAGGGAUACAAGGUUGCUUCAUAUCUUCCAUUGGUACCUACAGAGAAGAUUGCUAAGGUGUUCAGUACUCAGCCUGUGGCUUCCAGCUAAGAAGGACCUACUGGUUUACUUAAUGAUUCACAAGUAGCAGUUUAGUUCUAUGUGAGGUUCUUUAUAUGAUCUGGAGUGCUUUGAAAACAGUUUUUAUUUGUUUACUGUAUUGUGGAUUGUGUACUGUGUGAAGUAUAUCAUGUGUUUUGCCUAUUCGGUUUUCAUUGUUGUUUGGGUAUAUUCCUUUUUGCCCUU